UCAUAUGCUUGGGGAAUUUCUAUAAAUAACAAUUUAAACUGACGAUAUACAAUGUGGCUUUAUAAUCCUACCAAAUAUUCAACUGUUUGAGUGAAAAAUAGCUCUUGAAAUAUAAUCUAAAUGUCAAAUUUGUGGAAAAUGGAAGGACCAGUGAGGGCUGAGUGCUUGAUUAAAACAAAUGACUCAGCCCUAAAAUUGUGCUUUUAUCCAACAAAUUCCUGGAUGAAUCAAGAGGCCAAUGGCAGGAAAGCUGCAUGACCACACUCUGACUGCUACAAAUGCACCAGUCUGAUACAGCCCACAACACAGACAUCAGAAGAGAAAAAGGAAAGCUUUGUAAAAAGGCCAGAACAUGAAUCAGGACAGCAGAAAAUGCAGGAAUUUCAACAUGCAAGAUUGCAGGUUGAAGGGUCGUCCCAUAUGUAUGAGGAUGGUCAAAGCAUUUCGUUACUAUUUCCAGCAUCCAUGGAGUCGGUUGAUUGUAGCCUAUCUGGUGACUUUCUUCAACUUCCUCGUUUUUGCUGAAGACCCUAUUUCUCACAGCCAGACCCCCGCCAAUGUAAUUGUUGUUGGAAACUGCUUCUCUUUCAUAGUGAACAAGUAUCCUGGAGGAGGAUGGAGCUGCUUAAAAGUGCUACUGUGGUUGCUAGGUAUUAUGAUGGGCCUUGUUGUAGGAAAGUUUUUGUUCCAUCAGCGGAUGUUUGGUCAGUUACUUCGACUAAAUAUGUUCCGAAAAGAUCACGGCUCCUGGAUGGUGAUGUUUUUUUCCACUAUUCUCUUCCUGUUCAUCUUCUCUCACAUUUACAACCUGUUCCUCUUAAUCGCUGGAAACAUGAGUUCUUAUUUCAUUAACAAAUACAUGGGCAUGAGAAAUGAAACCUUCAUGAAGCUAGCAGCAGUUGGAACCUGGUUGGGAGAUUUUGUCACUGCCUGGAUGGUCACAGAUAUGAUGCUCCAAGAUGAUUUGUAUCCCGGAUGGGGAAAGACUGCUCGAGCAUUCUGGAAAAAAGGGUUUAACAGGGUUGUCUUGUUCUGGUCCGUGCUGAUCACCCUGACCAGUAUUGUUGUUGUCGUCAUCACCACUGAUUGGAUCAGUUGGGACAAGCUGAACCGAGGAUUUUUGCCAAGUGACGAAGUCUCCAGAGCCUUUUUGGCCUCUUUUAUCCUUGUCUUUGACCUCCUCAUUGUCAUGCAGGAUUGGGAGUUUCCACGAUUUAUGGAAAAUUUGGAAAUCAACCUACCUGGUCUUCCAACCUCUCAAAUUCACCUAAGACUGCCUCAUUUUCAGAAGUUAUUCAAGGAAGAAUACAUCAUUUGUAUAACAGGAAAAUGGUUUAACUACGGCAUCAUCUUUCUUGUGUUGAUUUUGGACCUGAACAUGUGGAAGAAUCAGAUAUUUUACCAGCCAUUUGAAUAUGGCCAGUAUGUGGGACCUGGACAGAAAAUCUACACGGUCAGCGAUCUGGAGACGUUAAAGAAUUUAAACAAAACAACCCUAAACUGGGAAUGGCGAUCAACUAAUAUUGACCCCCUCACUAACGGAACUUAUGCCCAGAGUGACUUGCUUUUGCACAGUAGGUAUAUAGGUGCUAGACUUGGGAUUAAAUGUCUUGCUUUUAUUCCAAGCAUUUUGGCGUUUAUCUUGUUUGGGUUCUUCAUCUGGUUUUUUGGAAGAUUUCAAAAAAGUGAAUUAAUUGGGAGCAAACGAGAUAAUUUGUAUGUGAAGAUCAAGAGGAAGUCACCAUCUGAAUUUAGCAAAGAUUUGAAUGACUCUGCAGAAGAUACGCAUACAUCUGGAUCUACAAAGGAUGAAUCGUCGAUGGCCACAGGGUCAGAAUUGGUAACAGCUACAAUACACACAACUACGUCUACUUCUUCUGAAGGCCAGAAUACUUCCUUGGAGAAUUCACAGAGUAACAUAAAGCACGACACAAAGCCAGACGGUGAACAUGUUCACAGUUCUUUCUGAUGCAUCGUCAAAAAAGUUAUCCGACAAAUAUGUUAACAUUUAAAUUUAAAAGCACAGGCCUUAAAUGGGAUUUUGCCUUUACAUUUUUACAUGUUUGUAGAUCUUUAUACAUGUGGUGUUACAGUCAUUUUUGACUUGCAAAUUACUGAACUAGACGUAACAAAAAAAAUCUAGAGUAUGAAGAUGGUUGUUCUGCAGUGGGGCAGCAAUCACUUCUAUUUUUAAAGAAAGCAUAAUAUUGUGCCUACAUCUAGACAUUCCUUUAUGUCUUGCCUUUUGCAAUGGCUCACAAUUUAUGUUAAUGCUGUAUUAAAUUGUACAGUAAUAUAGUAUCCAUCUCCAACACAAGGAUAAAGUGAUAAACACUGUGCUAUUUGUGCCUUGAGAAGUUCCAUUUUGUACUGUUGUCUCAAGGAUUUUUUGAGGUGUUUCCUUUCCAGCUUCACAAAAUAAAACAUUAGCAGCUCUUAAUUCUCCAAUGAGACUAUUUGCAAGGCUGCUGGACUUUUACUCAUGUAAGCUGGAUUCAUCUGAGAUUGGUUUUGUUACUGAAAGUGCUCCAGUUAUGAAUAUGUGAUCCCAAUGUUUAAUUGGUGAUGCUGCAGAUAAUAUUGACAUCUGAACUGUACAUUAGAGAAGAAGUGUCUUUUUAUAUAAUUCUUUUGAAUUGGCUGCCUGCCAAAGUAAGCAAAGAAGGUGAUGAAGAGGAGACAGUUCUGCUGUAUAUGGAUCACUGUGCACAAAGAGGAUAUGUUUCACAAUCAGAAUUGUGUUGCACUCUGUAUACUAAAGCACAAGCAUCUGAGGAAUUAUAUAUAUGAAAAUACUAACUACCUAUGGAUGUAGAAUAAAUAGUGUGACCCUGUAAGCUGAUGCUCAUUGUUCUUUGCAGACCCCUACUAUGGUUUAAAAAUGUUGACUACUCUGACACAUGACUUCCUUUAAAAAUAAACACAGCUGUGUGCUUAAAAAUGAAUACGCCAGCUGUACCAUGCUUGUCAUCUUUUGCUUGGAAUUUUUGUCAAAUUCAGUAAUCUUAGACCAAAAAGCUGAAGGGUUAACCAGUUUGUUGUAAAGAAUGACAAGAAAUGAUACCAUUUGCCACUCGUAGGACGUGUUUGGGCAAUUUUCCACACUGUCAGGUAGAUGCCAGUGCUGUUGCUAUAUUGGAACAGCUUAUCUAGGGAAGUUCUGAAGAACAUGUCUUCAGUAAUAUUGUUGGAAUGUUGCCAAGGCCCAUAGACUUUGCAAUAUUCAGUUCCUUCAGCUGUUUCUUUAUAUUACACAGAAGGAACUGAACAAGCUGAAGACUGUCAUCUGUGAUGCUGUGGAUCUCUGGAUGAAUGUUGCAAAUGCUUCAGCUUCCUCUUUUGCAUUGAUAUUAAAUGGGCUUCCAGUUAUUGAGGAUGAAGAUAUUUGUGAGGUCUACACCACCAGUGAAUUGUUUAAUUUUCUACCACCAUUGAUGACACAGUUGUAGGAGGACUGCAGAGCUUACACCUGAUCUGUUGGUUGUGGAAUCACUAGCUGCUAAUGCUGUUUGGCUUGGAACUAGUCCCAUGUAUAACUUCACCAAGUCAGCACCCCAUUUUUAGGUAUGCAGUCUUCAUUGAGAUAGGGUUGAUGCCCUUGUUUGAUGGUAAUGGUAGAGUUGUGGAGAUAUACCAGAUCAUGAGGUUACAGAUUGUGCUGCAGUAUGAUUUUGGUACUGUUAAUGGCCAACAGCACCUCGUGGAUGCCCAGUCUUGAGUUGCUACAUCUGUUUGAAGUCUGUCCCAUUUCAUCAUGGUAAUAGUGCCACGCAACACAAUGGAGGGUAUUCUGAAUGUGAAGGUUUCCAAAAAGGCUGUGCUGUGAUCUCUCUUAGCAAUACAGUCAUGGACGAAUGCUUCUGCAGCAGGCACAUUGAUGAGGAUGAGGUCACGUAUGUUUUUUCGCUCCUGCUGUUUCACACCUGCCACAGACCCAGACUAGCAGCUAUGUCCUUUCGGACCCGACCAGGUCUGUCAGUGCUGCUGCUGCUGAGCCACUCUUGGUAAUGGAUAUUGAAGUUCCCCAUCCAGAGUGUAUUUUGCCCCCAUGACAUCCUCAGUGUUUCGUUCAAGUGGCAUUCAACAUGGAGGAACAAUGAUUUAUUGGCAGAAUGGAAUUGGUAUGUGGUAAUCACUGGAGGUUUCCUUUCCCAUGUUUGAUCUCAAGCCAUGAGACUUCAUGUGACCCAAAAUCCAUGUUGAAGAUUCCCAGGGCAACUCCCUCCCAAUUGUUUGACCACCACUGCGAGUCUGUCCUGCUGGAAUGUCAGGACGUAUCCGAGGAUUGUAUUGCCUGGAAGAUUAUCUGUAAGGCACAAUUGCAGGAGUGUAACUCUGCCAGGUUGUUGCUUGACUGGCCUCCCAAUUUUGGCAGUAGUCCCUGAUUUUGGUGGACUAUUCAGGGCUAAGUUGGCAGUUAUUACUUCCAGUGCUUUUGUGCACACCAAGUGGUCCAUCUGGUUUCAUUGUUUUUCAUCACCUUCUAAUGAUUUGAUACAACUUUGAAAUGGCCUAGCAAGCUACUGAGGGCAGUUAAACAUCAACAUCUGAAGAAGGGUCUACACCCAAAACGUCAGCUUUCCUGCUCCUCUGAUGCUGCUUGGCCUGCUGUGUUCAUCCAGCUCCGCACCUAGUUAUCUCAACGUGAGUCUGGUUUACCCAGAUAAGUUUUCCUUUCAUAAAGGGUAUUUCUGAACCGGAUGAGUUUUUAGAAUAAUCAACAAUUCAUGGCCUUCAUCAGACUUUUAAUUCUGGAUUUUUAAAAAAAACAAAAUUCUCCCAUCUGCCAUGGUGGGAGAAACUCUAGGUCACAGAAUAUUACCUGGAUGAGGUUGUUGACUUGCUCGCCGAGCUGGUUUGCUUUUGUUCAGACGUUUCGUCACCAUGCUAGGUCACAUCAUCAGUGGAGCC
This is a messenger RNA of Stegostoma tigrinum, 4911 nucleotides long. It is a transcript of the gene tmem117, whose product is annotated as transmembrane protein 117. Gene Ontology annotation, biological process: intrinsic apoptotic signaling pathway in response to endoplasmic reticulum stress. Bases 353 to 1969 code for a protein of 538 amino acids. The transcript is spliced from 8 exons. Lineage: Eukaryota; Metazoa; Chordata; Chondrichthyes; Orectolobiformes; Stegostomatidae. The record is from RefSeq and is a predicted model, not a curated record.